Messenger RNA from Microcebus murinus (gray mouse lemur), 2907 nucleotides. The record is from RefSeq and is a predicted model, not a curated record. Lineage: Eukaryota; Metazoa; Chordata; Mammalia; Primates; Cheirogaleidae.
GUGUGUGUGUGUGGCGCCGCAGAUGAUUCUAAUAGGCAGUGGAUAGGGCUGAAAAACCACUGGCCUAGAUCACCUUUUCUUUCGUUCUGUCUUCCAAAAUAGUGACAUUCUCAAUCUAUCCUUUUUCCUUCAUUGAUUUUGCUGAGCUCUCAACGUACAGAAGUGCUGGUUUUGAAAGUGGGCCUGUUGAUACGCUGCAAAAUAAACCAGCUUCCACUUGUACUAUGAUGACACUCCUACUCCUAAAGCCACCAAGCCCUCUCCACCACCCUGCUUGCUUUCCUGGACUCCCUCUGCAGGUCCCUCAAGCUGCCUGUCUGUCACCCCACCAAGCCUGCCCUCAGACCCCACAAGCCUCAUAGGCUGUCUCAGAGCAGUUAUGGUGGUAUUUAAUUUCUAUAUUUCUCUCCUAUCUUAACUUCUUCAAAAUGAGCAUGUUUCUAUGUUUCUAAAAGGACGUUUUCUUUUUCAAAGAAAAAAGAAAGUAGGAAAAGGCACACUUUGCCUAACUCUGCACUUUUGCUUUAAGUCCCAAAUGCGUCAUCGAAAAUCCUCUUGAAUGCUGAUCAUGGGCUUUGGAAGAUGCCAUAAUUAAAAUAUUAAGAUUAAUUUGGAAUAGAGUUCACCCUAUUUCUCUAAGCUGGGCUUGUCUUGACAGGAGGAGGGAAUGCUAAAAAUUUGCCACUUGCCAGGGGAAUAAAAGCUGGGCAGUGUCUUCCUCUCGAAUCCCUUCUGUCUAGUUUAGAACACCAAUUUUUGAGGAUAAACUGCAUGUGUGAGAAAGCAGAACACAGAAUGCAGGUGACCCGGGUGCAGAGGAGUGGCUUUGACUUGGGCAAGAGUGACGACGGCAGUACAGCUUUCUGGUCAGCCUUGUGCUGCUCUGUAAGCUCAUAUUUCUCUUUCUCUGUGCAGAAGAGUCUCAGUCAGCCUCUCUCAGUGGAUUUCCAGGAAUCCUUAAGCAUGGCGGAAAAGCCCAAGCUUCACUACUUUAACGGAAGAGGCAGAAUGGAGUCCAUCCGGUGGCUCCUGGCAGCCGCCGGGGUAGAGUUUGAAGAAAAACUUUUUGAAACACGUGAAGAAUUUGAGAAAUUAAUCCAAGGUGGAACCCUGAUGUAUGAACGAGUGCCCAUGGUCGAAAUUGAUGGAAUGAAUUUGGUAGAAACCAGAGCCAUCCUAAGAUACAUAGCUGCGAAGUAUGACUUAUAUGGAAGGAACCUGAAGGAACAAGCCUGGAUUGACAUGUAUGUAGAAGGCUUGCGGGACCUGAGUGACAUGAUUAUGUUCUUUCCACUCUCUCUGCCUGAAGAGAAGGAGAUGAAUCUUGAAUACAUCCUCACAAGAGCCACUACAAGAUUCUUCCCAGUCUACGAGAAGGCACUAAGAGACCAAGGGCAAGAUUUUCUUGUGGGCAAUCGGCUGAGCUGGGCUGACAUACAGCUCCUUGAAGUCAUCUUAAUGGCUGAAGAAUGCAAACCCAGUGUCCUUGCAGGCUUCCCUGUGCUACAGGAAUUCAAGGCCAGAAUCAGCCACAUCCCCACAAUUAAUAAAUUUCUCCAGCUUGGAAGCCAGAGGAAACCUCCACUGGAUGAAGAAUCCAUUGAGACUGUGAAGAACAUAUUCAAGUUUGAACGUGGCAUGUUUCUUAAAAACAUGAGCACUAUCGUAGCUGAGUAUUAAUAAAUGAAGAGGUCUAAGGGACUCAGUGAAUAUUUCACUCUUCAUUUGUAGCAGGGCCCAUCAAAACAUCAUCAGGCCAUGUAAUAAAGUAGUAAAAGUAAAGUAAUAAAAGCAUAAGGAAAUAAACUACUCCCUGUCUUUAAGUCAGAGAACCCCUUUUCUACUUUUCUUAAGAACCAAUUAAUCAGAACCAUCCAAAUUAUGCAUUAUUCUGCAUUCUACAUAUUACAAAAGAGUGAAAUCAAAUGUAAGCAAAUAGACGUCAAAGAUUUCCUUAAAAAACAAAACAAAAUAAAAACUAUAUACAUCACCAUCACUCACUUCCACCACCUUUUGUGAAAAGUCCAGGAAACAGCAUAGCUUCAAACUAGUUUCUUAAACUUCCAGUCACUGGAGUAUUUUACAGAUAUAGUAUAUAUUCUAUGGUCGAUUUCACAUUUAGGUUCUACUUCAUAGUUUGAUUAUAAGCUGUUAUCCAUGAAAACCCGAAGGCUCUUCUCAGUCAUCUUUGACAGCUGGCAAGUAAGCGGAACAUUGCAACGAUGACAGCCUUUUUUCCAGCUUUGCUCGUGGUAACAAAUCUCUUUGGCAUCAUUAAAGAUUUGUUGGGAUUUUUUAAGCAUAUCUAAGAAUUUUGUCUGGGUUUCCUAUUUGGUUCAACUAGUAGAGUUUUUUUUUCUUCCCUUAAUUACUUAUCACUGAAAGUUUAACAACUUCCCUGAAAUUCAGCUGGGAAGAAUAAAACCAACCUAACACAACCAUAUCAACUUUGCUAUUAUUAGUUGAGGGCUAACCAUACAAUUUCACUUAAAGAAAGGGUUUAAAAUCUGACGCCACAGCAGAAAGUGAACAGGGUUGAAAUGGCAGAGUGUUAGAGCUCUAAGGGGUCUUGUCAAUCAUUUAGUGCAAUUCCUCCUUGACUCAGAUUUCCUGAUGUUCAGUCUGGGCCCUAAAAGUGCGUUGGACAUUUUGAGACUAAAUCAUUUUUUGUUUCAGAAUUAUUACUCUUUCAGAGCGAGAGAGAAUUUCUUCUCCUGAGGAAGUGUAGUGUGCUGGCUUAAACAAGCCUCCUUCCCAAUCUUUUUCAUUAAUAAUUAAACAUUUAAAUAUCAAAGAUGAUUUGAAAUAUAUACGGAAGACACUAAAAUCAAAGAAACAGGUUUAAAACAAAAUGCCUUUUAUUUGAAUAUUGAAUACAUUCUAGGACACAGUGUGCUGAGAAUGAAA